Molecule: messenger RNA, 431 nt
Organism: Neopelma chrysocephalum (saffron-crested tyrant-manakin)
Lineage: Eukaryota; Metazoa; Chordata; Aves; Passeriformes; Pipridae
Product: disco-interacting protein 2 homolog B-like
Exons: 1
Source: RefSeq, a predicted model, not a curated record
CUUUGCCCUUCCAGCGCCGUGUUCACCUGGACCAACCUGCUGGUGGUGGUGGUGGAGCUGUGUGGCUGCGAGCAGGAGGCUCUGGAUUUAGUCCCUCUGGUGACCAACGUGGUCCUGGAAGAGCAUUACCUGAUCGUGGGAGUGGUGGUGGUGGUGGAUCCCGGGGUCAUUCCCAUCAAUUCCCGAGGCGAGAAGCAGCGGAUGCACCUCCGGGACAGUUUCCUGGCGGAUCAGCUGGACCCCAUUUACGUGGCCUACAACAUGUGAUGGGAGGAGCUGCAGGAGCCCAGAAGGACCAGGGUGGUGAUGGAAGUGAAGCUGGUGAAAUUACUAAUACUUGACCUACAGUUUGAGGUUGCUGCCACAUUCCCUCCCUCCCUCCCGGCCCCGGCGGAGCAGAGGGAAUUUGGGAGGCGACUGGCAAACCUUUG